This is a messenger RNA of Salarias fasciatus (jewelled blenny), 1634 nucleotides long. RefSeq names its product leukotriene B4 receptor 1. The coding region runs from base 27 to 1112 and encodes 361 amino acids. The transcript has a single exon. Gene Ontology annotation, biological process: calcium-mediated signaling; positive regulation of cytosolic calcium ion concentration; G protein-coupled receptor signaling pathway. The record is from RefSeq and is a predicted model, not a curated record. Gene Ontology annotation, cellular component: membrane; external side of plasma membrane. Gene Ontology annotation, molecular function: C-C chemokine receptor activity; C-C chemokine binding. NCBI's taxonomy places the organism in Eukaryota, Metazoa, Chordata, Actinopteri, Blenniiformes, Blenniidae.
CCACAGUCAGCACACACACUCGGAGCAUGAACCGCUCAGCUGAGCUGUCUUCUUUAGAGGAAAUGGCCCCUGAGGAGUUCGAUGGAGGAACAGUUGUGGUUUGUGUGAUCCUGGGUCUCGCCUUCCUGCUCGGAGCCCCUGGAAACCUGCUGGUGAUCUGGACCAUCCUGAGGCACGUCAAGCAGCGCUCCCACACCGUGAUGCUCAUCCUGCACCUGGCGGCCGCAGACCUGCUGGUGCUCAUCACCCUGCCGCUGUGGAUCUACUCCCUGGCCCGCUCCUGGGUGUUUGGAGAGCCUUGCUGCAAAGCUAUGGUCUUUAUGAUCAACGCCUGUAUGUACAGCAGCGUUUUCCUCAUCACCCUCAUGAGCGUGGAGCGUUUCGUGGCUGUGCGAUAUCCCUUCGCCUCAGCGGAGUGGAAGAGGAAAAAGGCUUUAAAUAAACUCCUGCUGGCCCUGUGGACUGCGGCCUUCCUCUUCAGCAUUCCCGUCAUCCUCACUCAGGUUGUUGAUCAGAAAGACGGUGAAGAGCACUGCCUGUACCGCCUGUAUACUUCGCCCACCCAAGAACUGGUGUGUGUGCUGCUUGAGACGCUGGUGGGCUACGUGCUGCCCUUCGCCAUCCUCGUGGUCUGCUACGGCUGCCUGUGCAGCAGGAUUACUCAGAUGACCUUCAAGUCGAAGCGCAAGUCCACCGUCCUGAUCGCCAGCGUGGUGAUUGCGUUCGCUAUCUGCUGGACACCUCAUCACAUCGGCAACAUCCUCUCACUCAUCGUCCUGGCCACUGACAGCUCACUCAGUGACACCGCAGAAAGCCUGGAAGGCGUCAGGAGUACCAUGGCCUUAAUCGCCGGAGCCAUGGUCUUCAUCAGCAGCACCAUCAACCCCAUCCUCUACAUGUUCGCCGCCCGCUCCUUCAGGAGCUCCCUGAGAGACACGGGCAUCCAGAAGCUCUUCCGCCACAUCUCCAGCACCUCCCCAGGUGAGGGCAACAGAGAGGUGUCCUUCGUCUCCAAGAGACACAGCAAUCAGACCAACAGCUCUCACUGUGUGUCCGAGUCCAAAGACCAGAUGAACAUACUGAUCAAAAUGUGUGAAAACAGUCCCUCCUGACAGCGGACACUGUUUGUGCUGUUCACACCUGUGCAGAUACUUUGGGGUAUUUUUUUUUUCCCCAAAAAAAGAGGAAAUGAAGAAAAGUGAAACUAAUUUGAAGAGAAAUUACUGCAAUAUCUGAGGUUUUUCUGUGCAAUGCCUGUGCAACUUUGUAAAUUUCCAAUAUUUUACAUGCUUUUUUAAAAAAAAAUGUGAAUAUAUUUAUACAAAAGUUCUAUAAUAUCUUGUAUCUCCUUCAGUAUUCUUCACUUACAUCAUUUGGUAUUUUGAGAUGGAAUAAAAAUAAGUUUUUCCAAUGUAAAGUUUAUAAUAAAAGUGUUUUGUUUCUUUCAUUUAUCAAAGCCGACAGCAAAGACUUGUUUAGAUGACAAUAUGGAGCUUUAGAGUGUGAGAAUGCUAUCAGACAGAGACGAUUUAGGAUACUUCUCGUUUUUUAGUUUUGGCACACACACACACACACACACACACACACACACACACACACACACACACACACACACACACAUUUGUCUCAAAGUU